GAAGGUGGUGUGCCAACAGGUCAAUAAACCGUGGAAGUUAACAGCACUCGCAGACACGAACUUGGGGGACAUCAGUGAUAACCAAUUCCACAGUGAUUUUUAGUCUGAGGAUCUAAGUGAUGGCAAGUGGGGCUAGGCUGGUGCUGAUGUUGGGGUUACUGCUGUGCCUGGGAGCACAGCUGUCCUCCUCACAGCACUGGUCCCAUGGUUGGUAUCCCGGAGGCAAGCGGGAGCUGGACUCAUUUGCCACCUCUGAGAUUUCAGAAGAGAUUAAACUCUGUGAGGCAGGAGAAUGCAGCUACCUGAUUCCCCAGCGGAGGAACAUCCUUAAGAGCAUCCUUUUGGAUGCCCUGGCCAGAGAAUUUCAGAAGAGAAAAUAAUCUAAGACAAUUUACCAGCAAUGGCUGAUUUAAAUAAUUCCUAUCUGUUUAUUUCAUAUGACCUCUACAUGUUCUCUAAUCCCAUGUUGUGUUUUAUCAACUCUGAUGAUCAUGCAAUCUGAUUUUUUCCCUUUAUGCUGUUGUAGACUCUUACAUAGGUGACAUCAUGCA
Molecule: messenger RNA, 551 nt
Organism: Esox lucius (northern pike)
Lineage: Eukaryota; Metazoa; Chordata; Actinopteri; Esociformes; Esocidae
Gene: gnrh2
Product: gonadotropin-releasing hormone 2
Exons: 4
Coding region: 120-380 (86 amino acids)
Biological process (GO): multicellular organism development
Cellular component (GO): extracellular region
Molecular function (GO): hormone activity
Source: RefSeq, a predicted model, not a curated record